CCUUGCUGAGCGACAGCACCGAGACUGGUCCCCAGGGGCCCCAGGCCUGGCUAGUUCCUGAGCCGGUCUUGACCGGAACAAAGCAGAUGAGGACCCGAGUAUGAUGCAAAGUGACAGCGCUCGGCUGCGAGGCCCGGGAACUCACAGGAGCUAGGCCAGCUGGCCCAAAGGCUGACUUCAGGGCUAUGGCAGAGCUUUCUGAGGACACCUUUCCUGAUGAGGUACAGAGUUCUGGCUCAUCCAGCUCCUCUGGAGACCCGCAGCCCUGGCCCCCUGCCUCUGAGAGCACACCUGAGAGUGGAAAGCCGAGCACACCCUUGGAAUAUCGAGACACACAAUCUGAGCUUCCAGACUACAAAAAUAAUGAAAAGUUCUGUAAAAAAUGGAUCGGCUAUCUCAAGGGCAAAGAAACCAACUCCGGACAGUACCAACCAGACGCUAAACCUCAAACAGAAGUCACUCGGGUAUCCGAUGAAGAAAUGAAUGCUUUGCAGUCUUUUUGCGCCGUUAAGAUAAGCCUGAUCCGUCGUAGAGCAAACUUGAGGGAGAAAAAGAGCAACAGACCAAAAAAGCCACCGCUUAGAUGGGAUGCAGGGGCUGCAGAGGCAGAUGCCGUGAACUGUUCUGUGCCCGCUGAACUUUUGAACAGAAUCUACUUAAAAAACAUAAGGACAGAGCCGAAACAGGUGGCAACAGAUAAGCAACACAUUUCUUCUCAGUGCCCCAGCUGCAACAGAAAAAGGGCAGAACUGGCUCAAUCGGCCUUUCUGAGACGGAAGAAGACUUUACUGGAGUCAGUUCUACUCCAAGAGAAAAUAGAUGAUCAUCUUUAUACCAAAGACUUUCUUACCCUUAUUGGAGAUGCACAUCAGAGCCUCCCCAGGCUUUCAGAUGAUCCCAGAAUAAUCUGGAAAAGACUGAAUGAGAAAAGUCAGAUCAGAUACUCUGGUUGUGUAAGGUCAGAUACAGAGCAGGUGUGGCAGAAUGAAAAAAGUGUUUGUCACUUACCUGUUCUUCAUCACCUGUCCAAACCACUUCCUCUAUCCAAACAGGACAAACUGUUUAUUAAUGAUAAUGUGUAAUGUU
Molecule: messenger RNA, 1086 nt
Organism: Hyaena hyaena (striped hyena)
Lineage: Eukaryota; Metazoa; Chordata; Mammalia; Carnivora; Hyaenidae
Gene: CUNH8orf48
Product: chromosome unknown C8orf48 homolog
Exons: 1
Coding region: 186-1082 (298 amino acids)
Source: RefSeq, a predicted model, not a curated record